AUGCUUUGGAGGCUGAUUAUUCAAAUUGGAUUGGCAGUGGCUAUGAGUGUGAACUCGCUGGUUGUUUCCAUUGCACCUGAGUGCAGGGGUGAUGUGAUAAUUGCUUCAGUCGCUGAUAUGAAUGUCAUCAACAAGUGUGCUACGAUCUAUGGCUCCCUCACUAUUGACUCGAACUUCAACAAUGAGUUGAUUGACCUUGCUGACAUCGAAUCGAUUACCGAGGACUUGGUUAUCAAUCAAAAUCAUCACAUCUCCGAAAUCAGAGGCUCGAAGGUUCUGUCUGUGGCUGGUACAUUCCGGCUUCAAGAAUUGACUAAUUUGUUCAACAUGGAAUUGCCAAACUUACACGCGGUCAACUCUAUUGAGUGGUCUGUGUUGCCUAUUUUGCUGUACGCCAACACGCUUCCAUUGAAGGUGAACAAGUCUGUGGUGGUUUCAGAUACGUCCCUCCAGGAAUUGGACUUGAGAAAUGUUGCUCCGGAAAUUGAAGUCUUGGAUAUCAACAACAAUCGUUAUAUAUACAAUCUUCUGGUUCCCGUCGAGAGAAUUGAAGUACUGAUGCACUUAGUAUCGAAUGGAGAAGGUAUGACGGUCGACUUGGCAAACUUGACUCAUGUCAGAAAUAUGACAUUGCAACAUCUUGGUGGUCUCAAGAUUCAUCAGCUUGAAGCAGUCGAAAACCUGAUGGCGAUCAUUUCAAACAAAUUUGGCACACUCAACUUAUCGAAGCUUCGUCGGGUUGGAGGGACCUUAUUUAUCGCGACCAACGCUGAACUCGCUUCUAUAGAGGCCAAUCACCUUGAAGACAUCAGAGGUGGGUUUGUUGCCAUCAAUAAUUCUAAGCUCUACGACGUUGAUGGUUUCAAACAGCUUACAUCAAUUGGUGGAGCAUUGCAUGUUGAAGGUCCUAUUGAAAAUCUUGGAUUUGACAGUUUGCGUGAACUCAGGGGUCUGGCAUUAAUCAAAGCAACGCUGGGGUUUGAUUGUGACGCGUGGUUGUCUAGCGAAAUGGUCACGAAAAUUCGUGGUGGCGCAAUUAGAUGUGAGCUGAAUCAGGGGCACUACACAUCGCAUGAUGAUGAGGAAGACCGUCACAUUACUCAGGAAUCCGGACCAGUCACUCCCAUCGCAACUGAACCCGCUCGAAUGACUAGCAUUGCUUGGCAACUUAGCUGCCUGCCAUGGUUAUACAUGUUAAUUGGGGCGAUCGCAGUUGCCCUCAAUUAG
Diutina rugosa is the source of this 1227-nucleotide messenger RNA. RefSeq lists its product as uncharacterized. The coding region runs from base 1 to 1227 and encodes 408 amino acids. NCBI's taxonomy places the organism in Eukaryota, Fungi, Ascomycota, Pichiomycetes, Serinales, Debaryomycetaceae. The transcript has a single exon. The record is from RefSeq and is a predicted model, not a curated record. Gene Ontology annotation, biological process: fungal-type cell wall organization. Gene Ontology annotation, cellular component: plasma membrane; fungal-type cell wall.